Spodoptera exigua (beet armyworm) is the source of this 5988-nucleotide messenger RNA. The record is from the annotation of a GenBank genome assembly. Lineage: Eukaryota; Metazoa; Arthropoda; Insecta; Lepidoptera; Noctuidae.
GGCUCGGUGCUUUAGUGAAUUUUACAUCGCUUUAAUAUAUUACAAAUAAAAAUGUCAUCCACCUCCAACUCCCGCAGACCGGCUAUGGAGACCGCCGGCAGGCCAUCUAAAUCCCUAAGGGAAAAGUUCUAAAGAAUACGGCCAAGACGUCUUCGUCGGUCUCGGAGCGAACUACAAGAACUGCAGAGCUGCCUAAGGUACCCAAGGCAGCAUCGGAGCCGGACGUGACUGGGUGUGAGACCGCCACACAGCAUUCGGACGCAACAGCGUCGGUGUCCGAGACUCCCACUCAAGAACUCUGCAGAGUCUCGGACAUAGUACUCAACUGGGAGCAGUGUGGGGUUUCGCCACCGCACCAGAUCGUUUCGGACGACGAUAACUCGGUUGCCUCUUCGGCGGGUGGAGUGGACCGCCCCGAGCGUAAAAGCCUUCUAUACAGGACACCAAGAAGAGGCACCGGGGUGGAAAUGGAUCUGGCCACAAGAGAGGCAAACCACCUCCUACAGAAGGGGAAGGACGCACUGGAGACCGCUGGUAACAUGAAGCGGGAGUGCAAGGCCGUUACGCACGAGUGCCUACAGGGCCUGUACGAGACGGUUCUCUCCCUGGCAGACUCGCGAGCCCGUCACAAAUACAAUCUCGAGAAGGAGCGCUCUCGACACGCGCAAGAACUCGUGCGAGUCGAGAGGGCUCAUUCACCAGAAGUGAUGGCUCUAAAAUCCGAGCUGUCCAUCAUGCGCUCAGACCUCCUCGAAACGAAGAAAGAGGCAAAAGGGAUCCGGGAAUGGCUUGGCCAUGAGACCCUCGAUGCCUUAAAUGGCAUCAAGGAGUUAAAAGACGAGGUCAGGGCUGCAAGCCAAAGAAACCUCACGGAGCACGAGAAGACGAGACAGCAAAAACCCGCGGAAGGUCAAAAAUACGACCCCACAGGAGAAGGGCUGUCACGUCUGGAACAACAGAUGACCAGCAUGAGCAACCAGAUGGACGUGCUCCGUAUGGCUCAACAAAAACUGAGCAGCGAGCUGGCGCGGCCAAAACCGGAUUCUGGUGCCCCAAUACGGGAGAUCGACGUCUUCCCGACGGCAAGGUUCGAGGAGGAGAUGGAAAAAGUGCGGGGCCUGCUCGCAGAAAUAAAAAAUAAACCCGCGGCCGUUCCUCCUAACACAUCAAACAUCGACAUUGCAAAAUACACACAGCCGCUGGCAGAAAGGCUGGAAAUCCUCUCGGCGGACCUUCGCGUACUGCGGGAUAAGGAACCGCCCAUUCAAACGCCGACAGCGCCAAGUCUUGACGCAGAGCUUGCAGUCGUGGAGGUAAAAAGGGCCCUCAAGAAAAUAGAAAAAGACGUGGCAGACCUGGGCAAAGCUGAACGACCGCCACAGCAAGAACAAGGCACCAAAACCUUUGCUCAGGUUCCCAGCACCCCAAGGACUCCAGUAAUACCAGCUAAGGGGCCUAAUCACAGCCUCAUCGUCUCCUCAAUAAAUCCCCAGCACACCGGGGACAACGUUAUUGAGAGGAUCAGGGACGCAUUGGACCUCAAAGCGACUGGAGCAAGGGUGGACGCAGUGCGCAAGGCAAGAAAUCAAAAAGUGGUCCUCCGAUGUGCCAGCAAAACCGACCUGGGCUUGAUAAAAGACCAGUUCAAGUCCAGUAAGGGGCUCAAGGUUCAGGAACCGAAACCCCAGAACCCCUUGGUCUGUAUAAGAGGAGUCCUGGCGAGCUACAGCGACGAGGAGAUAUUGGAUCUCCUAAAAGCGCAGAAUAAACAUUUUCUGCAAAACGUCGCGCCAGCCGAUCAAACGGUCAGGAUGCGUUACAGGAAGCGUGCGAGGAACCCCCACGAAUGCCAUCCCGUGCUAGAGCUUUCUCCAAAAAUGUGGCAGUGCUUCACUCAGGCACAAAAAGUCCACGUGGGUAUAAAAAGGUGCACCGUAGAAGACCAGUCUUCUCUGGUGCAGUGCACCAAGUGCCUCGGCUACGGACACAACAAGUCCCUGUGCAAAGCUCCCCGGGAGAUUCGCAGCUACUGCAGCGGAGCGCACAAUGGACGAGAGUGUCCUAGCCACGCAGAAGGCAAACCGCCCACGUGUUCAAACUGCAAAGCCACCAAAAAAGAAGGCACCGACUUGGCCCACACAGCCUUUAGCGAAGACUGCCAGGAACGCCAAAAAUGGGAUGGCAUAGCGAGAUCCCGCGUUUCCUAUUGCUGAGGACGACCACAACGAACAAACUAGCCAACCAGUCGCCCUCCAAAACACAAAACCACCGACAGCCAGAUUGCACUUCAUACAAGUCAAUCUCCAACGCUCCAAGCUGGCAACGGAAGAACUGCAUGUGACGGCUCAAGCAAGGGGAAUAACAAUAGCACUUGUCCAAGAACCAUACAUUGGAAAUACAGGUGUUAUGAAGCAAUUCCCAGGCACGCAGGUCAUCCAGUGCAGCUUGAACCGCCAAAAACCAGUAAAAGCAGCGAUAGUUGUCUUCGGUGGUAGCGUUGAAGUCAUUCAUGACCCCCAGCUGGUGACGGAAAACAUCGCCGCCGUACUACUAAGAGUGGGCCAGCUAAACCUGGGGGUGCUGUCGGUCUACUUCGAGGGCGACCAGGAAAUAGAACCAUACCUUUCUGCCACACACAACACAAUACACAAACUACAUACACACAAUAUCGUGCUAGGGGGCGACAUAAAUGCUUGGAGUCAGUGGUGGGGAAGUGUCUCUGAAAACCAUCGCGGAGCGGCAUACAACACUUUUGUCAAUGAGCGGGAUCUCCAGAUCUUAAACAGCGGACAAGUGCCGACGUUCGAGACAUACAGGGGGGAAAGGUGGUGCACAAGCAUCGUAGACGUAACAGCUUGCAGCGUGCCAAUGCUAGGCAAAAUCGACGACUGGCGGGUGGAAAGGAAUACCACUACCUCGGACCACAACGCAAUAACCUUCUCGAUGCGUCUAGAGAAAGCCCUAGAACCCCUAAAGCCAAUCUCGACACGCAUCUACAACACCAAGAAGGCCAAGUGGUCAGAAUUCCGCUCGCAUUUCAAAGCUGGACUGCUAGGAAACCACCUCACGGUACCCGGCAUCUCGGGCAUCUCGAACCAAGAAGAUCUGGAAUCAUUCGUUACCGCGUAUAUAUAUAAUAUCCACCGUUCAUGCGAGGAAGCUAUACCCGCUCUAGGACUACGAAAAUAUGAUGCGAAACCUCCGUGGUGGAAUCACUCAUUGGACUCCCUGAAAAAGGACACCUUGAGGAAGAAAAGGAGAAUCAGGAACGCGGCGGCCAGCCGGAGACACUUCACCAUCCAGGAGUUUAUUGCGGCACGAAACGCCUACACUGCGGCGGCCACGGAAGCUGCCACAGCGAGUUGGAAGAAAUUCUGCUCAAAACAGGACCGAGAAAGUAUGUGGGAUGGCAUUUACAGGGUACUAAGAAAGACAGCCAAGAGACAAGAGGAUACCCUCCUCAGAAACACCUCGGGUGAGACGCUCAGUUCAGAGCAAUCAGCGGAUCUCUUGGCAAGGACCUUUUACCCUGACGACUCAUCUGAGCAUGAUCAGCCACACCACAGAGCACUCAGAAGGCUUGCGGAAGAAGAAAACCCCCUAGGACUGUCUCCCGAAGACCCGCCGUUUACACUGGCGGAGCUGGAAAUGGUUCUCCAAGGCCAAAAUCCGAAAAAAGCCCCGGGCCCCGAUGGGUUGACGGCAGACAUCUGCAUAGCGGCAAUAAACUGCGACAGGGGGUGUUUCUAGGGAUGGCCAAUAAGUGCUUGUCCCUGUCGUACUUCCUAAAACAGUGGAAGGUCGCCCACGUGUGCAUACUCCGCAAGCCUGGAAAAGAAGAUUACACCAAUCCCAAAUCAUACAGGCCAAUAGGAUUGCUCUCGGUCCUGGGCAAAAUAGUCGAGAAGCUCCUGGUGGGCCGGCUGCAGUGGCAUUUGCUUCCUACACCGAACACCAACCAAUAUGGAUUUAUGCCACAGGGCGGAACCGAGGAUGCCCUCUAUGCACUAAUGGGACAUAUUCGUGCCGAAAUCAAAGCCAAAAAGAUCGUGCUUUUGAUAUCACUGGACAUAGAGGGAGCAUUCGAUAACGCGUGGUGGCCAGCACUCAAAAGACAGAUGGUGGUCAAGAACUGUCCCAGGAAUUUGUACGCUCUUGUUGCCUCAUAUUUAAAAGAUCGCAGCAUUACAGUGAACUACGCUAGAGCGUCUUGUGGAAAGGGAACCACGAAGGGAUGCGUCCAAGGCUCAAUAGCCGGACCGACAUUCUGGAAUCUAAUCCUAGAUUCACUGCUGCAAAAAAUGGCCAGCAAAGGCAUCUACUGCCAGGCCUUCGCGGAUGACGUUGUCCUUGUUAUAUCGGACCACACCACCGGUCCCCUGCAGGAGUGUGCGAACGCCGCCCUGAGCAUGGUGUCGGACUGGGGCGUCAGGAAUAAGCUCCGUUUUGCAGCGCACAAAACAAACGCGAUGGUGCUGACGAGGAAGCUUAAGUAUGACGACCCGGUCCUCCACAUGGCCGGCACGCAGCUGAACCUCGUCCAGGAGGUUAAACUGCUGGGUCUCACAAUAGACUCCAAACUCACCUUCAACGCGCACGUGUCGGCCACCUGUAAAAAGGCGGCAGACAUCUACAAAAAAGCUGGCGUGCGCGGCGAGGGUGACAUGGGGCCUCAACAGAGAGAUAAUAAGGACAAUAUACGUGUCGGUGGUGGAGCCCAUCGUGAUGUAUGCGGCGAGCGCGUGGGAGCCUGCGGCGGGAAAACUGAUGACCAAAAACCAGUUUGACUCUCUGCAAAGGGGCUUCGCGCAGAAAAUUUGCAAAGCGUACCGCACGGUGUCUCUAACAUCGGCACUCGUCCUAUCUGGCCUACUCCCCUUAGACCUACGAGUAAUGGAGGCAGCAACCCUUUUCAAGAUCAAAAAGGGCCACUCUCAAAAGUUUAUACCGCCGGAUCGGCAGCUGGAGAGCAAUGUACACCACUCCCAACAUCCUCACCCAGCGUCGCUCACAAUAACAGAGUACGCAUGCUUAGAGGAUCUAACUCCAGAAAACCCAGAAACCCACCAAGCAACCCGUCCGCAAAUAUACACGGACGGCAGCAAGAUAGAAGGGAAAGUCGGAGCUGCCCUAACUUGGUGGGAAAACGGAAAGGAGUUAAAGAGCUGCACCUUCGGCCUGGAGCCUCACAAUACUGUCUUCCAAUCGGAGAUGUACGCUCUCUUCAGAGCUGUUGAGAUGGUGAGGGAAUCUGGAGCGACUUCCGUUGACAUCUUGAGCGACUCAAGAUCCUCGCUCGACCUUCUGAGGGGUCCUUCUGUCACUCAUCACUUGGCACUCAAAAUUAAGAGGUACAUUAAAGAAAUCGAAGAGGAGGGCAGAGAGGUGAGAUUCUUCUGGCUGAGGGCCCACGUGGGGACCGCCGGAAACGAGAGAGCGGAUGAGCUGGCUAAAAGGGCGGCACUAUCAGGGAGUUCCUCGGACUACAAUCAAGUCCCAAUCUCCUACAUCCGAAAGAGCAUACGUGAGGAGACCAUCAAGAGGUGGCAGGAACGGUACCAAGUCUCCAGCACGGGGGCUGUUACAAAAGCGUUUUUCCCAGACGUCCUGGUAGCGAAAAGGAUCCUCGCAAAUAUGAUUCUGUCACCGGUCCUCACUCAAGUUUUCACGGGUCAUGGGGGAUUCUCAGCGUAUCUCCACCGCUUCCAUCUGAAGGAGAGUCCCUCGUGCGUCUGCGACCCCGACUGCGACGAGACUAUAUGGCACUUGCUCUUCGACUGCCCAAGACAUUGUAGAGAUAGGGUGGAACUGGAGCUGAGACUCGAAAUCCAGCUGAGUCAGCCCACACUCCAUACCAUCAUGGAGAAACUGGUCACAAGGGAGCCAUUCUUGGCAUUCGCGAGUAGAGUCGCCUCAGUUGCGGCGGGCGCAAACAAAACAACAGUAGUCUCGUCGACCCGUGGACUGCCACCAUCUGCACAAACACAU